UCCCUCACGCCAUUACUGUCUUCUCUUUUUGUUUUCUCUCUCUCAGGGUUUUCUUCCAUUUUUCUUCCUUCAUUCUUUGGUUGUUUCUCUUGUUCUUCAAUCUUCCGCUUCAAUGGCGCAAUCCGAGUCUCAGAAUGGAGGAGGAGCUGAGAAGACCUUGAGUUUCAAGGCUCUUAAGCCGCAGCUUCUCGUGGAGGUGCCGAAGGCCGCUGAUGCCGUCGUGUUUUACAAGGCUGCAUUCGGCGCGGAAGAGGUUAGUCGUACUGUGCAUCCGAAACGCAAGGCUGAGCAAGAAGCUCCGGCUAUCCUUUCCGCCGAGCUCAGCCUUUCUAACUUCUCGUUCCUCGUCUCUGAUGUGCUCGACGCUUCUGCUCCUGACGAGAAAGUAUUCGAAUCAAGAGUUGUGCUGUUCUUGGAAACGGAGGAUAUUAUAGCCGCUGUAUCCAAGGCCGUGAGUGCUGGAGCUGUUGAAGAGUCUGAGAUUUCAGAAGGCGAUGGCUCAUACGUCGGCCGUCGCGUUGCUAAGCUGAAGGAUCCAUUCGGAUUCAACUGGAUCAUCGCUACACCAGCGAAAGAAAGCGCUGUCGUGGAAGCCUAACUUUCUGCGUCUUGCCUAACUUAACCCGCAGUUCUUUCUUUCGAUCUCGCAACAUUGCUUGUAGGCUCUUAGGAUUCGCGAGGCUUUAGUUAGGAUGUUUUGAAUACGUAGCUCAAGACUGUUGCCUUUCUGUUUGGCAUUCUGUGAACGCUUGUGGACGUUUUGGUUAUGCUUUUCUUAGUGGCAUGCUUCCCCUUGUUUUUUACGCU
Molecule: messenger RNA, 807 nt
Organism: Cucurbita pepo subsp. pepo (vegetable marrow)
Lineage: Eukaryota; Viridiplantae; Streptophyta; Magnoliopsida; Cucurbitales; Cucurbitaceae
Product: Lactoylglutathione lyase / glyoxalase I family protein
Source: RefSeq, a predicted model, not a curated record